AUGAGUGGGUCCAACCAGUCGAGCGUGACCGAGUUCCUCCUCCUGGGAUUCUCCCAGCAGCCCCCACAGCAGCAGCUGCUCUUCAUGCUGCUAUUCCUGAGCAUGUACGUGGCCACGGUGCUGGGGAACCUGCUCAUCAUCCUGGCCAUCAGCGUGGACUCCCGCCUGCACACCCCCAUGUACUUCUUCCUGUCCAACCUGUCCUUUGUGGACAUCUGCUUCUCCUCCUCCUCGGUCCCCAAGGUGCUGAGCAACCACGUCCUGGGGACUCAGGCCAUCUCCUUCUCGGGCUGCUUUGUGCAACUCUAUUUUCUGAUCGUGCUAGCGGACAUGGACAAUUUCCUCUUGGCCGUGAUGGCCUACGACCGCUUCGUGGCCGUGUGUCACCCCUUACACUAUGCCACCAAGAUGACACCGAGGCUGUGUGCUGGCCUGGUGGCCGGCUCGUGGCUCGUGGCCCACCUCAAUGCCCUGCUGCAUACGCUGCUGGCAGCUCUCUUGUCCUUCUGCAAAGACAACGUCAUCCCACACUUCUUCUGUGAUGUCACCCUCCUCCUGCGACUAUCCUGUUCUGCCACACAACUCAAUGAGAUGAUGAUCCUCGUGGAGGCCGGGUUGCUCAUGCUGGCUCCCUUCGUCUGCAUCCUGGUCUCCUACCUGCUCAUCACUGGUGCUGUCCUCCGUGUGCCCUCAGCCAAGGGCAAGUGGAAGGCCUUCUCCACCUGCGGCUCCCACCUGGCCGUGGUGUUCCUCUUUUAUGGCACCAUCAUCUUCUUGUACUUCAACCCUUCCACCUCGCACUCGGCCUACUCGGACAUAGCGGCUGCUAUGAUGUAUACGGUGGUGACGCCCAUGCUCAACCCUUUCAUCUACAGCCUGAGGAACAAGGACAUCAAAGGAGGCCUGAAGAAGUUGGUGGCUGUGAAAUUGAGUCACUCAUGA
Molecule: messenger RNA, 942 nt
Organism: Suncus etruscus (white-toothed pygmy shrew)
Lineage: Eukaryota; Metazoa; Chordata; Mammalia; Eulipotyphla; Soricidae
Product: olfactory receptor 1361-like
Exons: 1
Coding region: 1-942 (313 amino acids)
Biological process (GO): G protein-coupled receptor signaling pathway
Cellular component (GO): membrane
Molecular function (GO): G protein-coupled receptor activity; olfactory receptor activity
Source: RefSeq, a predicted model, not a curated record